UUUCAACUUUGAUCUGGCUACGAGGAUGCCUUAUGUUUUAAUUUCUACAUUAAUCAGACUGGUAUGUGAUAUUUUACAGCUGUAAAAAAUAUAAAUAUAUCAAUAAUAUGGAUUACUUGCGAAGUUUGUGUCGACUGAACGUUUACAGAAUUCCUUAAUAAGGCUGAUAUAAAGAUUUACACUAGACAACUUUUGUCUAAAACUGUCGCAUGCAACCUGCUUACAACUUGAGUUGUACUGUGUAAAUCAAGCACACAGCUCAUCUAUAUUGUCAUGGGUGAGUUGUGUCCAGACUGGAAAGUUUGUACUGCGUUAAAGAUAUCUCCCUUGCGCGUACUUCAGACCCUUGGCUGUCUGCAUAUGAACACUUUUACAAAACUGGUGUGCAUAUGCACAGCAAUUCAGCAUAAAAUGCAAAUGCAGCACGUUUUGGGGAAAACGUUGACUAUUUGUGUGAAAAAGAUUUCACAGUGACUGCAGAUACCGUGUUUAACGUUGCUCCACUGGUGAAAAUUGAAUUAAUAAAUAUUUUUGGCAUGUAAAUAGUCUAAAUAUAAUGAAAUAAACAAUUAAACAUCUCUCCGAACCACCAUCUUGGAUUCCCGUCAUUCUACCUGUGAUCAGGUGUACACUGAGAGCAUUACGUCAUCUCAUUUCAAAAAACAUUUUGGUCUUUUUUGUGCGCGAACCUAGACUGAAAAUUGUUUGUCUGCACAAUUUUCAAAAUUUAUAUGCGCAUAUUUUCGGCGAGCGAUUUGUCUCCUUUGCACAUUUUGCAAACUUUCCAGUCUGAAGUAAUUGUGUGCUUGAUUUACACAGUACAGUACAACUCAAGUUGUAAUCACGAUGAAGUGUGAGUUACUUUAAUGAUGUGCUCUUUUUUCAGGAAUGCGGACCAACCAUCGUUGGUGACGAAUGGUCGGAUCCAGAGUUGAUGGAAUUUUUGGGUGCGAAACUUAUUAAUGACUUUGGAAAUAACUUGUAUGUGAAGUUUCAUUAUGAAUAAGUAAUUGACUUCUUUUUGUGAAAGUGAAACUAUAACCACAUCAUGUUGUGUUGUAUUGUUGUUGUACAUUAAGUUCUUUCUACUGUACGUUUGCAUGGCGAUAAAACAUAUAAUAGUUUUGUUUGUGGAAACACCACAUAAAUUUAAAUUUAUGUGGUGUUUCCACAAACAAAACUAUUAUAUGUUGUUGUAUUGUUGUUGCAAUAUUGUUGCAUUGUUGUUACAAUGUUGUUGCUUUGUUGUAUUGUUGUCAAGUUGUAUUAUCUUUGUUGUUAUUCUUGUUCUUGUUUAGUUGUAAUGUUGUUGCAUUGUUGUUUCUUUGUUGUAUUGUUGUCGGCUUGUCGCUUUGUUGUAUAUUGCCGUUGCACUGUAUUGUCUUUGUUGUUAUUCUUGUUCUUAUUUAAUUGUAUUAUUAAUUGCAACAUAUUGUUGCUGCAUUGUUUUAAUCUUGUGGCGUUGUGUCAUUUUCCGUUGACAACUUCACAUGAUGUUUCUUACCCUCAGCAAAGAAUAUCGAUCACCAGACCCUCCAAGGAAGAUUUUGAACAAGCUAGAAGGGCGUGGAUACCACGUGAUCGGCAUGACGGGUAUUGGACAGACCUGCAUAUGGACAUGUUAUAAACAAAGUGAUGACAAUAAUCAAGUGGAAAAUAAUGGUGCACGUUAA
Molecule: messenger RNA, 1673 nt
Organism: Paramuricea clavata
Lineage: Eukaryota; Metazoa; Cnidaria; Anthozoa; Malacalcyonacea; Plexauridae
Source: the annotation of a GenBank genome assembly